Molecule: messenger RNA, 3110 nt
Organism: Sitodiplosis mosellana (orange wheat blossom midge)
Lineage: Eukaryota; Metazoa; Arthropoda; Insecta; Diptera; Cecidomyiidae
Exons: 9
Coding region: 636-2918 (760 amino acids)
Source: RefSeq, a predicted model, not a curated record
GUUUGGCAUUCGCUAUUUACGCAUCGUUUUAAACCGUGUUUAUUCUUAGUAUUUUUGUCUCUCAGUCGCCGAGCAUAUGUUCGAGACUCUUUUUUUUUUUUCUUGUUCACGGUGUUUGAUUCGAAGUUUGAAACUCUAACAAAAAAAAAUCACUUUCGAUUGCCAUUUGAAUUAGUUUUAAAAUACGAAAAAAAAGCAAACAAUUUCAAUAUCACCAUAAAUCCGCCGUCCACAAACUCAUCGAAGAACAGGCCGAUAUAGGCGUGAAAAUUAUGUUGCGGUUUGGGUUGUAUGGCUGAACAUUGAACAAGCCAUAUGUAUUGUGUUGCUCUCUCUGUGUCAGACGUACGGAUUUACUGUGUUCGGAGUUAAGUUAUAUGUCACGGGCAUCACAAAAACCAUCGAAACGCGAUUUUCGGACACAUAAUUUUUUUGUUCGGUCGUUUUUAGUUUUUUUUCCUGCUUUUCGGUGUGAUUAAGUAUUAAAUUAACCAGAUUCCUUGGUGAUAGAGACUAGUUCUGGUGAAAAGAGAAAAAGAGUGAGAAAAAAACUACAAGGAAGCUAAUAAAAUUGUGUGUGGUUCCGAUUCGACGCCGAUUUGAACUAAGUAUUGGAUCGGAAAUCAUCGCGUGGUAUGAUCUACGAGAAUGAGGAGCUUAGGCUACGUACAAUAAAUAUCAAUGCAGAAGUCGAGAGAGGACAGUCGGAUAUAAAGAAGCUGCUUCGAGAGAACUAUCGCUUGCGAUCAGAGAACUGGACGCUACGUGAUGAAUACGAUCGGUUGGAUAAGCUGUUGAAAACCAAAAGCCAACCAAAUGGUCAUUCAACCAAAGGCUCACACGACUAUCGGGGUGAUUUUAAAUUUGGAUGUGACUACGACGAUUCAUAUCGAUGUUACAAUUGUCUCACUGACGAAGAUGGCAUUUUCUGUGAUAUGUGCAACGAAAAUGAGCGUUAUGCAAAAGAGUUUGACGACCAAAAACCUAGUAACUCUACGAAUGGUGACAAAGUGAAUGGAUACGAAUCGACUAAAUCGAAUAAAUGUGGACCAGCUUUGAUGCCAGCACCGAUAAGAAAUGAGAAAAUCAACAUGAAUUUCGAUCAUUUAUCGGUCGUUUCGGAAGAAUGUUUAUCGAACAGUGACGAUCAAACGAAUCAAAAUAAUAAAUCAGACAAUGAACCAAGUGAAACUGCGAUAGAUCCAAUCUACGCGAAUUUCCAAUCGACAAUUCCACCAUUGAAACACUUUGAAAAUUUAUCGUAUAAAGACAUUGGACCGAAUGUUGAUUCUCUGGGUGAAAUUCACUUCGAUGGUGAAAUGUAUCAAGCAAACGAACCAACACCACCACCUCCGAGCCCGCCACCAUCAGUGCAAGCCAUGAACAGACGAAGCACAUCAUUACCGCUGCCGCCUCCGCCGAUUUUAACCGACGAAGGCAACAUUGUUCAUCUUGAAUCACCCGAUAAUGAAACGGGCGCCACGGAAAAGUUGCCAAAAUAUUUCUUUGCUCCGUUGAAAAGCAAACGAAAGUCAUCCAUGUGCUCGGAGAUGCGACCCGAUGUUUUCGUCAAUAACGUUGUGCCGUCAGACGCGAGUCGAGUGGCAACCAUCCGAAAACCUCACAAUCCAUUGAAAUAUCCGAGCAAUUUGAAUAUUGCAAGCAUUGAUCCAGAGGCAUCAAGCCAACUGGAAGCUAAAGAAAUCCAAGGUUUAUCCAAAGGCGUUGAAAGUAUGCAAAUGCAAUCGAAUCGACUCUAUGAGAAUGUAACCAGCACCGAUUCGGAUCAGUCGCCACCAUUUCGCUCGGAUUUGAGCUUAGUUCUAUCAUACAGUGGGAAUAAAUCGAAAUAUUCAACCACUCAAAAUUCAGAGAAAACACAAGAUUUCGAUGUGGAUACACCGCCACCGAAUGUACCGCUAGCGAUGAAGCUACUUCCGAAUAAAUUGACAUACGCGGGAAAAACUGAGUUCAAACCAAUUGGCUGUAGUUCACAAGAAGUGGAGCAAUCGAUAGCAAACGUUGAAAAUUCGGCAAAUGAGGAAAUUUUGUCGAAAUCUCAAGUGAAUUCCACAUAUGAGAGCAAUGAAUGUAAUGGUAAAGUGACAAAGACCAAAGAAAAAGUUGCGAAAAAUGGUGAAAAACAUGAGGAUGGAACAAAUGGAGAUAGCACUUCUCCGAGCGCAAGCAAGGAAAAGGAAGCAAAUUCGAAUUCCAAGACAAAGAAAAGAGAUUCGAAUGAUUCACAAGAUUCGAAGGAAACCGGUGGAAGUUCGAAAAACUCCCAUGAAAAUAAGGAUCAAAAUGGGCGAUGUGUAUCGAUCCAUUUCAAUGGAAAACCCAUAACUAAUCAACAAGAAACUGAGCCACAUUCCAAUGAUUCCGAUUUAAACAAUGCGGCCGACACAAUGACCGAAGAGGAAAUACUUGCCAUACCACCAGUUGCUUAUCUUCGAUCGCGUCGUUCGUCGUGUGCUCGAAAAGUGAACGAUGAAAUUGGAGCAUUUUUGUAUCCACCAAAUCCGUUUGCAUUUGGUGCUUAUAAACGUGGCCGACGACCGUCAUUUUUAUCUCGAAGACAUUCGGACGGUUUAAUAGCGACACAACCUACUCAAUACCUAGACUAUGAAUUGAUGGCCAAAAAUUCCAAUCGAUGCCAGUGUCAUCGAGGUCACAACAAUCAUUUGGGUGUUGACCCUUACUGUGGUGAAUACUGUACCAAUAUGGGAAUGCAGAGUGGAACAAAUCUGGGCGGAUCGACUGGUUCAUCGAUUGGCCUUAACAUGACCUCGUCACGUGAAUCACUCGGCAAUAUCAGCCAACAAUCAACGUCCAGACGAAAAAUGUCGAUCACAUCUCAUUCAAAAAGUGGCGGCAAAAUACCCUGGUGUGCAUGCUGGGGCAAUGGAUGCAUAUAAAAAACGAUGCAAUUUCGCUAAAUUGCUACUUAGCAUUUCAUACACACUUCCUAAAGGAAUUUGUUAAUGAUACGUUAUUUGUUUUCAAUACGAAGCCAUCCAUUUGGAAUGGAUUUGUUUGUACAUUUUCUGUGAAACUGUUUUUAAUGUGAAACACUUCGGUUAUGCAAUAAAAAAUAUUUAACGAUCAAA